Messenger RNA from Bactrocera latifrons, 472 nucleotides. Its product is annotated as transmembrane inner ear expressed protein. The record is from RefSeq and is a predicted model, not a curated record. NCBI's taxonomy places the organism in Eukaryota, Metazoa, Arthropoda, Insecta, Diptera, Tephritidae. Bases 82 to 471 code for a protein of 129 amino acids. The transcript is spliced from 3 exons.
UUGAAAUCUCGAUAAUCAAUUCUUUGAGACAACUCAUCAAAUAUCACUGAAAUCUGUCCCACUUACUUUAAUAUAUUGGCAAUGAACGUGGAAGAGGAUCCCGAACCUGUGUGGCUGGAAACAGUUACUAUUGGCGGCUUUCGUGUUUGGCAUAUAAUUGCGAUUUGUCUGGGGAUAUCAUUAAGUAUAUUAAUCAUGGUCUGCUGCUGUAUUCGAUUUCGGAUACCACGCACCAAACAGGAAAUAGAGGCGGACUAUCAGCGUAAACAAAUCACGAAGAAAUUCCGAGAAAAACUUCAGCAAAUUAAAAAUUCUGACAUGGAUGAGAUGGACCUGCAAAAAGCCAUCGCGCACAUUCAGGCGGAUUAUUUAUCAGCACAAAACAGCUGUAGCACCAGCGACGCUGAGAAUGCAACCAAAGAUCCAUAUGGCAGUUUAAAAUUUAAGAGCAACAUACAAGUGCCUGCGUAAA